Molecule: messenger RNA, 2588 nt
Organism: Cherax quadricarinatus
Lineage: Eukaryota; Metazoa; Arthropoda; Malacostraca; Decapoda; Parastacidae
Product: cysteine-rich PDZ-binding protein
Biological process (GO): cytoplasmic microtubule organization
Cellular component (GO): dendrite
Molecular function (GO): microtubule binding; PDZ domain binding
Source: RefSeq, a predicted model, not a curated record
AGCUGAACAAGUUACAAAGAAACCUCAAAGUUAUCUUGGACGACACUGCACGGAGAUUAAAUUGAGAACUGUGUCAUCAUGGUGUGUGAAAAGUGCCAGAAGAAGCUGGGCAGUGUUAUCACUCCGGACACUUGGAAAGAUGGUGCUCGCAACACCACUGAGAGUGGAGGACGAAAGAUAAAUGAGAACAAACUUCUCACUAGCAAAAAGAAUCGUUUCAACCCAUAUACAACUAAAUUUGUGGAAUGCCGAAUAUGCCGAACAAAGGUUCACCAGGCCGGUUCAAACUUCUGUCAGGGUUGUGCUUAUAAGAAGGGCAUCUGUGCUAUGUGCGGCAAAAAAAUAAUCGACACCAAGAGUUACUGUCAAUCAUCAGCUUAAAAUGUUCAGUGAAUGCUUAAGUGUGUGUCUGAAGUGAAUGAACUUAGAUUCAUAUCAGUAGUUUCAGAAUAUAAAUAUAAAUAAAGCAACUUUGAUAGAUCAAUGAAUAUAGUGCUAAUUUUUAUUGCUGCCUAUAAUCAAUACAGAAAUGUUACAUAUCACCAGGUGUUGUAAAUAUUAAAUCAGCAGCACCAGAGUGCUUGGGUAAUGUCGGUUGUGUUGAAUCAGCCUUACAUAACACAAAUUUUAAACUGAUGAAUUUUUCAUCAUCCAGCAAUUCAAAAUUCAUCAGUAUUUUGGUACUUUUGUUAAGAAAACCCAGAAACCUGAUUAAUGAUCUAGUUGUUGCCAGAUGUGAUGUUUUUUCAUGAGAGAUUCUCUAUAACAUACAUAACUCAAUACUGACAUCAAGUAACAUCAGUCCCAGCACUGAACUUGAAAAAAUUUACUCAAGACAUUUGAGAUACAUAUAACAUCUGUUAGCAGCUCUAUAAUCAGCUCUGUUUAGCUCUAAUGAUUCAGUAACUAGUUAUAGGUAGAGGCAGACAUCAUACAUUCUGUGUGAUUAACAUAAUUUUGGUAAAUUAAGAUCGUUGUGUCAGGCCUACCGCAGCCAGCCACUGCCAUCACACGACUAUCUUUUCAAAUUUAGAUUUUUUUAUUUCUUUUAUGCAGUACAGUGGAACCUCAAAAAUCGAACUUAAUCUGUUCCAGGAGCUAGUUCUAAAUUCGAAAAGUCUGAAAUUCGAAGCAAUAUUUCCCAUAAGAAAUAAAGGAAAUACAAUUAAACCGUUCCAGAAACCCAAAAAUAUUCACACAAAAAAUACAUUUUAUAGAGAUUAAUUACAGUUUUACAUACAAUAAAUACUAUAGUUUUUAAUUAUGUAGAGUAAUACAUAUAAAAUAACAUUUUUACUUUACUGAAGAUUGGUGAUGGCAUCUGGAAGAUAGGGAGGAGGAGAGAGAGAGUUAGGGUUAGUGUUUGGAAGGAGAAUCCCCCUCCAUGAGGACUUCAGGUAAAGCCCUCUCUGGGGUUACUUCCUUUCUCUGUCUUUUAAUGCCACUAGGACCAGCUUGAGAGUCACUGGACCCCUGUCUCACACAAUAACUGUCCACAGUCCUCUGUUUCUGGCACCUCUUUAACAUUUCCCUAAAAUGGGAUAUGGUUCUGUUGCUGAACUUGUUGCAAAGAUGGCUUGUUUCAGCUUGCUCAGGGUGGUACUUCUGCACAAACAUUUGGACAUCAUUCCACUUGGCACAAAUCUCCUUAAUCUUUGAAGAAGGCACCUCAUCCACUCCCUAUAUUAACACCUUUCGCAACAUCAGCUUCCUUGAUUUGUUCUUUCUUUGACAGGAUAGAACUGAUGGUCGACAUGUUUUUCCCAUACAUCCUGGCAAGCUCAACAAGUCUCACACCACUCAUACUUCUGUAUUAUUUCCUUCUUCACAUCUAUGGUGUUUCUCACUUUCUUUACCACAGGGGUACCACUAGCAAGUUUCUUUGGGCCCAUGGCAGCUUAUUUCACAGUCCCACAAGCACUAAACACAACGAAAUAAUCGUAAAAUGCAUGAAUGAGAGUGCAGGUUAGUGUUCACUCAAGCAUAAACAAAGCUAGACUGCUCACGGCGCCUGCACGGGGACGCAGAUGGAGCGGGCCGGCAGACAGGUCCCAUACCCGGCGGUCCAAAAAUAGGGCCGCGUUUGAUAAUAGGGACACAGUUUGUCCGAAAAAAUGGUCCUAUUUUCGAAACGUUCGAUAUGUGACACGUUUGAUUUUUGAGGUUCCACUAUAUAUAGAUAAUAUAGUUUACAUUUAAUAAAAUAUUGUUAGGCACAAAAGAAAGCCACUAACAUACAGUGUAUUUUGGGUAAACUAAUCCUCAUGCUUAACACUAUUACAGUACUACCUUCUGUAUCACACUCUCCAACCCUUAGAAGUGUACUGUAGAAUUACAGUUAUUAUUAUAGAAUUACAGUUAUUAUAGAACUACAGCUAUUACAGAAUUACAAUUAUAGAAUUACAGUAAAUAUUAUAGAAUUAGUUAUUAUUACAGAAUUACAGUAUUGUUAUAGAAUUAGUUAUUAUUAUAGAAUUACAGUGUAAUGUUUGCAAUAGUCACAAACACAUGUUGCCAAGCAAAUAAAUGAUUUGUAAACAGGCUUGUUGAAAUAUGCAGGAAGUGCAAAGUAAAUAUUUUUUUGAAAA